GAGCCGGCAGGAUGGGGCAGGCGGGCUGGAAGGGGUUUUUCCAGUCUGCGUUCGACUACAAGACCGAAAAGUAUGUGAUCGCCAAGAACAAGAAGGUGGGGCUGCUCUACAGACUGCUGCAGCUCACCAUCCUGCUGUACCUGGUCCUAUGGGUGUUCGUGAUAAAGAAGGGUUAUCAAGAUACUGACACCUCCCUGCAGAGUGCUGUUAUCACCAAGGUCAAGGGCGUGGCCUACACCAACACCUCGGAGCUCGGGGAGCAUCUCUGGGAUGUCGCAGACUAUGUCAUCCCACCCCAGGGAGAUAACGUCUUCUUUGUGAUCACCAACUUGAUUGUGACCGCCAACCAGCGGCAGAGCACCUGUGCUGAGCGUGAAGGCAUUCCCGAUGGCAUGUGUUCUCAGGACGAUGACUGCCGUGCUGGGGAGCCUGUUAGAGCUGGAAAUGGAGUGAAGACUGGCCACUGCCUGCGGGUGGGGAACUCAACAGAAGGCACCUGUGAGAUCUUUGCCUGGUGCCCAGUGGAGACGCAGUCCAGACCCAAGAAGCCACUCCUGAGGGAUGCUGAAGACUUCACCAUUUUCAUAAAGAACUAUAUUCGUUUCCCCAAGUUUGAUUUCUCUAAGGCCAACAUAUUGGAAACAAAGAACAAGGAUUUUCUGAAAUCCUGUCGCUUUGGCCCCAACAAUCACUACUGCCCCAUCUUCCGGCUGGGUUCUGUGGUCCAGUGGGCAGGGAGCAGUUUCCAGGACAUUGCCCUGGAGGGAGGUGUAAUAGGAAUUCAUAUUGAAUGGGACUGCAACCUUGAUAGAGCUGCCUCUGAGUGCCAUCCACACUAUUCUUUUAACCGUCUGGACAACAAACAUGCCAAAUCAAUCUCCUCCGGGUACAACUUCAGGUUUGCCAGAUACUACCGAGACUCGGCUGGGGUGGAGUUCCGCAACCUGAUGAAAGCCUACGGGAUCCGCAUUGAUGUGAUAGUGAAUGGCAAGGCAGGGAAGUUCAGCAUCAUCCCCACCAUCAUCAAUGUGGGCUCCGGGGUGGCGCUCAUGGGUGCUGGGGCUUUCUUCUGUGACCUGGUCCUCAUCUACAUCAUCAAAAAGAGGGAGUUUUACCGCGACAAAAAGUACGAGGAAGUGAGGGGCCGAGGGCAUGUGGCCCGGGAGACGGAGGCCGAGGCCGAGGCGAUGGAGCGGGAACAGAGAGAAGAAGGGCUGCCGGAGGAGCACGGGCAGGAGGAGCAGCCCCAGGCCCCACCGAGCAGAGGCCGGAAGGGGAACGGCGACGUGUGUGGGAAGCUCACCCAUUCCGCCAGGACGGGUAUCCAAAAGAAUGCAAAGGUGAAUGUGCAGCAACUGAAGACACUACAGACAGUGGGGACGUUGCCAGAGCUGUUGGCGGAGAGCAGAUUCAAAGAUGAUGGGGCCAAAACUGUCUGCAGCUCUGAACUGGGAAGAUAAAUCCUCAUGCCUGCAUGGGCUGGGGCUUCUGGGAACAGCCAUCUCUCCUGCACUUUGGGAUCCUGCUAUAACCUUUUUCUGUAAGGAGGGGAGCCUCCUGGUAGCCAGCGUGGCCCAGAUCCAGAGGAAGAAGCCCUGGGGCUGGCAGCCAGGGAAGAGAGCAGGCCAGGGGCCUGAGUGGUACUACAGUGUCUUAAUUUUUCCAGAGAACCUGAUUGGACGUUCACUUACUCAUCCAUGCAGUAAACACUGAUGCAUGUUUCAGGCUAAUGCUGGACCCUAUCUAAGAGAUAUUUUAAUAGGACGCUGACCUAGCCUGCAGGAAGGGGGACUCACAUAACUCCCUUCAAAACCAACAGAGACAUCACAACCAGGUCUGACCACUCUGGCUUUCUUUUGGCCUCUAUCCGAGACUUUUACAAGUUCCUGUAGAGAUUGCUGGUUGCUCAGAAAAAGCUGUGGACAAUAUCAAGGGGACGUCUGGUCUUGCCCCAGGGAUAAAAGUUAAAGGUGGCCAAGGAGGCAACUGGAAAAGGACUGGACUGGUAAGGAAGCAGCUGGCUCCUAAGGGGAGAGGCCAACUCCAAGGGCUUCCAGGCAAGGGGAACAGGGAAGGCUCAGCUCCAUUCCAGCUUCCAUCCUGACCUUUUAAUCAGUGCAUUUACCUGUGUCGUUUUGCUCUUGUUCUCUGGGGCUGGGCGAUACUGUCAGCCCCCUAUCUCAUCUCACCAAGUCAGAUCUUGCAUUCUCCUAAGAUCCUGAGGUGAUUUGAGGGGUAUGGAGAACAUUGUUUGAGGAGCCCUGGUUCUGAGGGGGGAAAAAGCCAUCUUUAGGUGCAAAGGACUCAGUUUCGAGGUAGGCGUUACACACACACACAGCCUUGAGACCAGGAGGAUCCCUCCGCCACCCCUACACCCAACCCGAAAGCAGCAUUAUGUUUGAUGUAUUUGAAUUAAAAUAUUUUGACUAGGUGAUACUUAUAUGAUUCAAAAUUUAAAA
Fukomys damarensis (Damara mole-rat) is the source of this 2459-nucleotide messenger RNA. It is a transcript of the gene P2rx5, whose product is annotated as purinergic receptor P2X 5. The record is from RefSeq and is a predicted model, not a curated record. Gene Ontology annotation, biological process: monoatomic cation transmembrane transport; response to ATP. Lineage: Eukaryota; Metazoa; Chordata; Mammalia; Rodentia; Bathyergidae. Gene Ontology annotation, molecular function: purinergic nucleotide receptor activity; ATP binding; extracellularly ATP-gated monoatomic cation channel activity. Gene Ontology annotation, cellular component: nuclear inner membrane; plasma membrane.